AUGAAGACUCUAUGGAGGUUUACUGUUUCAUUAUUGUUUAUGUGCUUUUUAAUAUCAACGGUCAACACAUCAGAGACCGAAGAAGAUGAUUCAGAUGAAUUCUCUUCACUCGAAACACAAAGUGAUGAAGAAAUUAAUUCCAAGAUAAAUAACGAAGAAACAUCACAUGAAAUAACAAAAGAUUAUGAAAAAAGCUUAUACGAUGAAUACGAGAGACGUAGAAAAUUACAAACAAUCCAUGAUAAUUUAGCAACAAAAUUACAAAAAGCACUCGUUGAAAAGCUAAAAAGUCCUGAAUUCAGCCAACGAAUUAAUCUAACAGCUGUUGAAAAUUAUCUACAACAUGAUUUAGAUGUACCAAGUGGAAGAAGAAGUUUUAACAAAGAUAAACUAGAAGUGGCUCUUGAUGAUAAUCCUAAUGAAGAUGGUAGACGUAAUUACGUCAAAAAAGUAACGUACGUUAUCGAUCAAAAGCCAAGUCACGCUCAUAUAAUCAAUAUAAAUGAUGGAAACAUACAAUCUUUAAACCAAGCCGUUUCUAGCUCAAGAACAACUAUUGUUACGAACAAUAAUAACGUAAAAAUCCCAUACCAUUAUUUAAAUAAUGAUCCUCAAAUGACUAAAACAUCUUUGCCAAAUUACUACGUGUACGGACAACCUUAUUUGGAUUUUACAAAUCCUAUACAAAUGUAUUACAAUUAUUAUCCAGGAAACAGAUUGGUUAAGUUUAAUAAUAAUUUCUUUGAUUAUUCCAAUCAUGUGAGAGCACAGAACCGUUUGAAUGAUUAUAAAAAAGUCACAGCGUAUUUAACAAGUUUAAUGGACGCUGAUAAUUACGUUAAUCCAAAUGUUGUUCAAAUUCUAAAAGGUGCUGAUGAAUUGAACUUAUCUGAAAUUAACAAUUUCGAUAGAAGACAAUUAGUACAGAUUAAAAAAAGUGAUUUGGAUUAUUUAAAGAAAUAUAUAACAAUUAUAUUAAACCAAUACGGAAUGACUCCGUAUAUUUUUAAACUUUUGGAAUAUGUGAAUCUACUUGACGGAAGAUCUAGGAAUGAAAUAUAUUUAGUUUUCAAGAUAUUAAGUAAUCAACAAGCUGUUUAUGGUUUAAAUAGAAUUGAAUCUGAUCAAUUGAAAUCUCAUUUACAAUACAUUAUAAACGAAUAUGAUUCAAAAACAAAAUGGCGAUCAUUCUUACCUUAA
This is a messenger RNA of Papilio xuthus (Asian swallowtail), 1200 nucleotides long. RefSeq lists its product as uncharacterized. NCBI's taxonomy places the organism in Eukaryota, Metazoa, Arthropoda, Insecta, Lepidoptera, Papilionidae. The record is from RefSeq and is a predicted model, not a curated record. The transcript is spliced from 3 exons. Bases 1 to 1200 code for a protein of 399 amino acids.